Molecule: messenger RNA, 564 nt
Organism: Homalodisca vitripennis (glassy-winged sharpshooter)
Lineage: Eukaryota; Metazoa; Arthropoda; Insecta; Hemiptera; Cicadellidae
Product: ATP-dependent DNA helicase RRM3-like
Exons: 1
Coding region: 1-564 (187 amino acids)
Biological process (GO): telomere maintenance; DNA repair
Molecular function (GO): ATP hydrolysis activity; DNA helicase activity
Source: RefSeq, a predicted model, not a curated record
AUGAAUGUUGAUCAAAGACAAUUGUUCAUUCUUAUCACAGAGAGUAUCAAGAACCAACUCAAUGGUGACACUAAACAAGAGAAAAUCUUCGUUUCUGGUGGAGCAGGAACCGGGAAAACAUUCCUCUUUAAUCUAUUGAAAAAUCAAGUGAACCGAUGUUAUAGUAAACCGGUGGUAAAAGUUGGUGCUCUAACUGGAGUUGCAGCACGGUUGAUCGGUGGAUCUACGCUACACCGUAUGCUAAAACUACCAGUACAAAAAGAAGGAGGAGUUGUGAGUAUGCCACUUCUUACUGGCAAUUAUUUGAGAGGAAUGUGUCAAUUAUGCCAAAAUGUUGAGCUUUUGUUCAUAGACGAAAUUUCUAUGGUACUCUAUGAGAUGCUUUGUAUGAUCGACUCUCGUUUGCGACAGCUGAAAAUUCCAGACGUUUGUUUUGGAGGCAUAAAUGUGAUACUCUUUGGUGAUCUGAUGCAGUUAUCACCUGUUCGAGGACAUCAAGUUUUUAAACAACCAGAACGCAUGAACCAGAACUACACAUUUGUGGAGACAGUUUCGUCUGGUUGA